GUUCCCUCUUCAUUUUUCUCCGCACCUCCUUCCUCGCUAAGAAAAGCACAUUCAAGAACCGGACCCCUUCAACCGCAAAGCCCCUCCCUAGUCCGAAUCAGAUCUAACAAUUUACCCCAAACCCCAGAAAAAGAAGAAAAAAUGGCUCUAGAAUGGGUUGUGCUAGGUUACGCCGCGGGUGCUGAAGCUAUUAUGGUGCUCCUCCUAACAAUCCCGGGCCUCGACGGACUCCGCAAGGGUUUGAUCGCCGUGACACGCAACCUCCUCAAACCGUUCUUGUCGGUGGUGCCGUUUUGCCUUUUCCUUUUGAUGGAUAUAUACUGGAAAUACGAGACGCGCCCUCACUGCGAAGGCGAUUCCUGCACUCCCUCCGAACAACUUCGCCACCAGAAAUCCAUCAUGAAGAGCCAACGCAACGCGCUUCUCAUAGCCACCGCUCUUAUCUUCUACUGGCUUCUUUACUCUGUUACCAACCUUGUUGUUAAGAUCGAGCAGUUGAAUCAGCGCGUCGAGAGGCUUAAAAAUCGCGACUGAGAUAAGUGCUUAGUUUGAGAACUGUGUAUGUUGGUUUUUACGAUCUUUUGUUAAAAUUUCCUCUCUGAUGUGUCUGGAUCAUUUGGAGGAUUCAUGUGAUAAGAAUUAGAUGUUGUUACUGCUGCAUCUUUGGUUUUAAGUUUUUGAUUUGAUAAAAACUUAGGGUUCCAGAGUACAGCUAUGUUAUAAGUUUGUUUUAAUUCAAUAUCGAAAGCUGCUUUUGGAGUUGGAAUUGAACCUCUAGUAAUUUUUUUCUUCCUGCAAUUUUCAAUUAAGAGCAAGUUAGCAUUUGGCAAUGUAGCUUCCACUGAACCUUAGUUUUUUUACAAAAGGUUGGCUACAAAUUGUGACUUUUGUGGAGGAUUAUUCAUGCACUAUUUGUAGUACGAAGUUCAGUCACUGCUAGGUUAUGGAUUUACCGCCAGUUGAAACAAGUUUUCUUGCUGAGAAAUCAAGCUGAAUCUCUGGUUGAAGUUUAAAUAGGUUAUGGAUGAUUCAAGCCCCUAUUAUAUCAUCAAUGAUCUAAGAAAAGAACUCUGAUGUGGUUGUCAUUGGGCAAUUCUUAGUUGUCAUUUUCGUG
This is a messenger RNA of Theobroma umbraticum, 1114 nucleotides long. RefSeq lists its product as uncharacterized. Gene Ontology annotation, biological process: intracellular protein transport; endoplasmic reticulum to Golgi vesicle-mediated transport. The record is from RefSeq and is a predicted model, not a curated record. NCBI's taxonomy places the organism in Eukaryota, Viridiplantae, Streptophyta, Magnoliopsida, Malvales, Malvaceae. Gene Ontology annotation, cellular component: endoplasmic reticulum; endoplasmic reticulum membrane.